CGUUUUUGUGAAGCGAGUGUGGUGCUUGAACGAAUGUAGGUGGCGUCGAAAGUGCCUCGCUGCUCCGGCUGAAAAUUUGCGCCUUGUCAGUGAUUGUUUUUACCUGAAAUUGACGCUAGAGAUCAUGACUGGCACAGAUCUUGCAGUCUCUAAGGUUGUUGUGCAUCCGCUGGUUCUCCUCAGCGUUGUGGAUCACUUCAAUCGCAUGGGGAAGAUCGGCCACCAAGAAAGAGUUGUCGGCAUCUUACUCGGCUCCUGGAAAGAAAAGGGUGUUUUGGACGUUUCUAACAGCUUUGCUGUUCCGUUCGACGAAGAUGACAAAGACAAGACUGUCUGGUUUCUGGAUCACGACUACCUCGAAAACAUGUAUUCUAUGUUCAAGAAGGUGAACGCCCGGGAGCGCAUUGUUGGCUGGUACCACACUGGUCCAAAUUUGCACCCUAGCGACAUUCCUAUCAACGAGCUGGUGCGAAGGUACUGCAGCACUUCUGUGCUUGUCAUCAUUGAUGCUCAGCUGCUCUCUAUCGGCCUACCCACAGAAGCAUACAUAGCUGUUGAGGAAGUUCACGAUGAUGGCACUCCGACGACCAAGACGUUCGAGCAUGUCCCCAGUGAAAUUGGAGCAGAGGAAGCUGAGGAGGUUGGGGUUGAGCAUUUACUUCGUGACAUCAAGGACACCACUUUGGGCACACUUUCACAGAGGAUAACCAACCAACUGAUGGGCUUGAAAGGACUUCAAGGCCAGGUGCAUCACAUAAGAGAAUAUCUGGAGCAAGUGGUAAUGGGUACACUGCCAGUCAACCACACCAUCAUCUACCAGCUCCAAGACAUAUUCAACUUGCUGCCUGAUGUGGGUCUCCAGGACUUUGUCAAAUCUCUCUAUAUCAAGACAAAUGACCAGAUGUUAGUUGUGUACCUGGCAUCUUUGGUGCGCUCUGUUGUGGCCCUACAUAACCUCAUCAACAACAAGAUCACCAACCGUGAUGCUGAGAAAAAGGAGUCUGCAAAAAAAGAUGAGCCAAAGGAGAAGAAACCCGAAGAGAAAAAGAAAGAAGUCAAGGCGUGAGCCACCCGUUUUUGAGCAGCUG
Rhipicephalus sanguineus (brown dog tick) is the source of this 1088-nucleotide messenger RNA. RefSeq names its product 26S proteasome non-ATPase regulatory subunit 7 (gene Rpn8). Gene Ontology annotation, molecular function: protein binding; metallopeptidase activity. The coding region runs from base 125 to 1066 and encodes 313 amino acids. Gene Ontology annotation, cellular component: proteasome complex; proteasome regulatory particle. NCBI's taxonomy places the organism in Eukaryota, Metazoa, Arthropoda, Arachnida, Ixodida, Ixodidae. The record is from RefSeq and is a predicted model, not a curated record. The transcript is spliced from 7 exons. Gene Ontology annotation, biological process: proteasome-mediated ubiquitin-dependent protein catabolic process.